Messenger RNA from Pistacia vera, 3105 nucleotides. RefSeq lists its product as uncharacterized. Gene Ontology annotation, molecular function: RNA-DNA hybrid ribonuclease activity; nucleic acid binding. The record is from RefSeq and is a predicted model, not a curated record. NCBI's taxonomy places the organism in Eukaryota, Viridiplantae, Streptophyta, Magnoliopsida, Sapindales, Anacardiaceae. Gene Ontology annotation, biological process: DNA integration.
AUGACCGGAAUCAAUCCAAACGCAAUGGUCCACCAGCUCAAGGCAGAUUCGGAUCACCCACCAGUCAAGCAGAAGAGGAGGAAAUUCGCACCUGAGCGAAACCGGAUCGUCAAUGAAGAGGUUAAAAAGCUUCUAAGCAACGGCAUGAUCAGAGAGGUCCACUACCCCGAAUGGUUGGCGAACAUUGUCAUCGUAAAGAAAAAGAACGGAAAGUGGAGAGUUUGCAUCGAUUUCACUGACCUGAACAAAGCCUGCCCCAAGGAUUCUUUCCCACUCCCACAUAUUGACAUGAUGGUAGAUGCGACCGCAGGGCACGAACUCCUCAGUUUCAUGGAUGCUUUCUCCGGAUACAACCAGAUUUUGAUGCAUCCGGACGACCAGGAGAAGACAGCCUUCAUCACCAAGAGGGGAACCUACUGUUACAAAGUGAUGCCGUUUGGACUAAAGAACGCCGGGGCCACCUACCAACGUCUGGUCAACAAAAUGUUCUUUGACCACUUAGGGAAGACCAUGGAGGUGUACAUCGAUGAUAUGCUCGUCAAGUCCCUGAUCGCCGAACAACACCUUGACCACCUUAGCCAGGCAUUCGCCGUUCUCCGGAAGUACAACAUGAAGCUGAACCCAGACAAGUGCUCAUUCAGCGUCUCAUCAGGUAAAUUCUUGGGCUACAUGGUUACUCAGCGAGGGAUAGAAGCAAACCCCGACCAGAUCAGAGCGGUCCUCAACAUACCAUCCCCGACUUGCAUCAGAGAUGUCCAGCGCCUGGCAGGACGAGUGGCCGCCCUGAGCCGUUUCAUCUCCAAAUCAGCUGAUAAAUGUCACCUAUUCUUCCACGCCCUCAAGAAGUCCAAGAAUUUUGACUAGAACCUUUCCUGCGAAGAAGCCUUACAACAGCUGAAGAGGUAUCUGACCACACCACCACUUCUUUCCAAACCUAUGGAUGGGGAGAAGCUCUACUCCUACCUAGCGGUCUCAGAGACAGCCAUCUCGGCAGUACUAGUUCGAGAAGAAGAAUCAAAGCAAUUACCAGUCUACUAUGUGAGCAAGUCGCUCCUCGACGCAGAAACGCGGUACAGUCAACUGGAGAAACUGGCCCUCACCCUCGUCCAUGCGUCCAGGAAGUUCAGGCCGUACUUCCAGUGCCACCCCAUUGUUGUAAUCACCUCCUUCCCACUUAAGAAGAUACUACACAAACCAGAACUAUCAGGCCGAUUCAUGCAAUGGACGGUAGAACUUAGUGAGUUCGAUAUAGCCUACCAAUCCCGUACCGCCGUCAAGUCCCAGGCACUGGCAGACUUCAUUGCCGACUUCACACCAAGCACCACCACCCAGGCCGAAAGAGAAUUACUAUGCAUGAACGGCGUACCACCCUCAAAGUGGACUCUCCUAGUAGACGGAUCGAGCAAUGUCAAUGGAAGCGGACUCGGAAUAGUACUGAUCGCACCAGAGGGAGACAUCAUCCAGCGAGCAAUCCGGUGUAGGUUCAAGUGCACGAAUAACGAGGCUGAAUAUGAAGCCCUCCUAGCAGGACUUUCCUUGGCCAGAGAAAUAGGAGCCAAGAGACUAGAAGUGAAGUCGGACUCCCAACUCGUAGUCAAUCAACUACAAGGUACAUAUCAAGCACGUGAUUCAAAGAUGACAUCCUAUCUGAGCAUGGUCAAAAAGCUACAGACUGAAUUCGAAGAGUUCUCAAUAGUACAGAUCCCCAGAACCGAGAACUACCACGCCGACGCCCUCGCCAACCUUGGCUCAACACUCCCAUGUUCCUCCCAGUCAUCCAUUCCCCUCUUAUUCAUGCAGUGGCCAGCCAACUGGAAGGUACCACCACCGAACAAGUCUCCCAUAGAGGCCAUGGGCAUUGAACAAGCUGACUGUUGGAUGACCCCAAUAAUAAGAUACCUGGAAGACGAUGAGCUCCCGGCUGACAAGAACGAAGCCCGCCGACUGAAAGCAAGAGCCGCCAGAUUCACCAUACAUGAGGGCCAACUCCUCAGAAAGUCAUUCUCGGGCCCUUAUCUGAAAUGCAUAAGCCCAGAAGAAGCCCAAAGUGUUCUAGCCGAACUCCACGAAGGCGAAUGCAGCAACCACGCGGGGGGGCGCAGUCUGGCACACCGGGUGAUCACCGCGGGGUACUACUGGCCGACCAUACGCACAGACUCAACCGCUUAUGCAAAGAAAUGUGACAGCUGUCAGAGGUUUGCUCACGUCUCAGACCUCCCACCAGAACGACUCCAUUCCAUUCUCACACCGUGGCUCAUGAAGUGGGGAAUAGACAUCGUGGGAAAGCUAACUACUGCACCAGGGCAACGAGUCUUCAUGUUGGCUGUGACAGACUACUUCACCAAGUGGAUCGAAGCCGAAGCCUUCGCUCAAGUCAGAGACCGAGAGGUAAAAGCUUUCAUCUGGAAGAAUGUGAUCUGCAGGUUCGGAAUACCGAAGGAGAUUGUCACCGAUAAUGGGUCCCAGUUCAUUAGUUCAGGCUUCAGGGAUUUCUGUGACAUGUGGGGAAUAAAAUUGAGCUUCUCAACACCCCGCAACCCCCAGUCUAACGGCCAAGCCGAGUCAUCAAACAAGACCAUUAUACAGACAUUAAAGAAACGACUGCAAAAAGCUAAGGGCGCAUGGGCAGAUGAGCUACCCGGAGUCCUCUGGUCAUACCGAAUGACGACUCGAUCAUCAACCGGUGAAACUCUAUUCUCCCUGACAUACGGUUCCGGAGUCAUUCCAGUUGAAGUGUCAGUUCCAUCCACCAGGCUUCAAUGGGCGAACGAGGAAUCAAACAGUCACAACCUUUGCCAGAACCUAGACACUGUGGACGAGCUACGGGAACGGGCGAGCAUCCGCAAUGCAGUUUACCAGCAAUAGGCCGCCCGACAUUAUAACCGCAACGUGAGGAUCCGUACCUUCAAAACAGGUGACUGGGUCUUCCGCAAGGUCUUCCAAAACACCAAGGAGAUCAACUCUGGCAAACUCGGUCCCACCUGGGAAGGUCCCUACAAAAUAAUCGAAGCAGCAGGGAAGGGCGCCUACAAACUCCAGACCCCCGAGGGCAAAGACAUCAACAAUAGCUGGAAUGCCAUUCACCUCAAACGCUACUACUUCUAG